GGGAGCCCCGCGCUGUGCUCACCCAGACAGGAAGCGGGAGAGUUCAGCAGUAUGGCUGUGACAGCCGUCCCGGUUAAAGCCGUGAUGGGCGUUUCGAGACCUGAUAACGUAGCCGCAAGACAGAAGGCGGGUAUGUGCGAUCAGUUUUGACAACGCCUGGAAUACCCCAUGUAAAACAGCCUCCCUGUCUUGGGAGCAUUCAGUUGCUCUGAACCAGUUCAGUCUUGUCUGAAUGACUCCUUCUGGGACUGAGAAAAAUUGACAGGUGUGGUCACAAGAGGACUUCCUUCACCUAGUGCUUCCUGACCCUCUCAAGGACCAAGUAGCCUUAUCCCCACUGGUGUCAUCAUACAGCUGAUUCUAGUGGUUGUUUCUAGAUUGGUGAAUGUGGAAGCAGCAGACGGUCUGGUCUGUGAAAAUGCCCAUCUGAGCACCAGUUUUGCUUUUUCAGACAUCUGCUCUUGUAGAAGAGAGCAGAGAAUGAUGAAGUCCCAGUGAACAUUUCUUGAGUACCUAAUGUGUGUCACAUGCAUUGACUGGCUGUGGAGUAUCUCAAGAAGAUUUCGGUAUGGUUUUUUUUCUGGGAGGAAUGCAGAGAAAAAUUAGGGGUUGGUAUCAUUCAAGGAUGUGGCUGUGGAUUUCACCCAAGAGGAGUGGCAGCAACUGGACCCUGCUCAGAGGACCCUGUAUAGAGAUGUGAUGCUGGAGAACUUCAGCCACGUGAUCUCAUUGGGAUAUCCAGUUUCCAAACCAGAUGUCAUCUCUAAGUUGGAACAAGGGGAAGAUCCAUGGAUCAUCAAGAGAGACGUAUCAAAUUGGAUCUAUACCGAUGAAAAUCAGGCAGAUGGGAGACAAGGGAAGAAAAGUAACCUUGACAACCCCAAAUCAUAUAUUUUGGGGUCUGUUUCCUUCCGUAAUAAUAUCCUGAAAGGAGUCACAAAGGAUGGUUCAUUGUACUCCAUUUUAAAAGUCUGUCAAGAUGAUGGCCAGCUACAGAGAUGUCAGGAAAACCAAGACAAGCUUUUCAGGCAAGUAACAGUCAUCAGCAACAAAACAGUGACUGUGGAGUCAGGCCAUAAAUAUAAUGCCUUUGGAAGAAUAUUUCAAGAGUGCAUAGAGCCAGAUACUUUAAGACAAAGAUCCCAUAGCUAUGAUGUAUUUAAAAAGAACUUGAAAUAUAAUGCUGAUCUACGUAGUUGUAAUAAGAGUAAUUCAAGAAAAAACCCUGAUGAGAGUUUGGGAUGUGGAAAAUCAUCUAGCUAUGGUGCAUCUGAUUCUAAUCUUGAGAAAAUGCACAAUGGAGUAAUGCCCUGUAAUAACAAUCAGUGUGGGAACAUUUUUAGUAGUAAACAAUCCCUUAUGCAAUAUCGGAAUGUUGAAACUAAGGAGAAAACCUGUGUGUGUGUUACAUGUGGAAAAGCCUUUGCCAAGAAGUCACAGCUUAUUGUACAUCAACGAAUUCAUACUGGAAAGAAACCAUAUGAUUGUGGUGCAUGUGGGAAAGCCUUCAGUGAGAAGUUUCAUCUCAUCGUACAUCAGAGAACUCAUACUGGGGAGAAACCUUACGAAUGUUCUGAAUGUGGAAAAGCCUUCUCUCAGAAAUCUUCCCUCAUUAUACAUCAGAGAGUUCACACUGGGGAAAAGCCAUAUGAAUGUAGUGAGUGUGGGAAAGCCUUCUCCCAGAAAUCACCCCUCAUUAUACAUCAAAGAAUUCACACUGGAGAGAAACCUUAUGAAUGUAGAGAGUGUGGGAAGGCCUUCUCCCAGAAGUCACAGCUGAUCAUACAUCAUAGAGCUCAUACUGGAGAGAAACCAUAUGAAUGUACUGAAUGUGGGAAAGCCUUCUGUGAGAAGUCCCACCUCAUUAUACAUAAAAGAAUUCACACUGGGGAGAAACCCUACAAAUGUGCUCAAUGUGAGGAAGCCUUCAGCAGGAAGACGGAACUCAUUACACAUCAGUUAAUUCAUACUGGGGAGAAACCUUAUGAAUGUACUGAAUGUGGGAAGACCUUCUCCCGGAAGUCACAGCUCAUCAUACAUCAGAGAACACAUACUGGAGAAAAGCCCUAUAAAUGCAGUGAAUGUGGAAAAGCCUUCUGUCAGAAAUCACAUCUCAUUGGACAUCAGAGAAUUCACACAGGAGAAAAACCUUAUAUAUGCAGUGAAUGUGGGAAAGCCUUCUCUCAGAAGUCUCACCUCCCAGGGCAUCAGCGAAUUCAUACAGGAGAAAAACCUUACAUAUGUGCUGAAUGUGGAAAGGCGUUUUCCCAGAAGUCAGACCUUGUUUUACAUCAGAGAAUUCAUACUGGGGAAAGACCCUAUCAAUGUGCUAUCUGUGGGAAAGCCUUCAUCCAGAAGUCACAACUCACUGUACAUCAGAGAAUUCAUACAGUAGUAAAAUCAUAAUGAACUGAACGCAGAAAAGCCUUCAGUAUUAGCUCAAGCCUUAAUAAAUACUAGGAACCUGAUUGAUUUGAUACAUCUUUAUAGAUGUCUGUAGUGUGGUGAUACCCAACUCAGCAAAGAUGAUGGAAAAUAAUCAUAAAUGAAGAACAUUUUCAACAUGGUGUGUAAAACUUUUAAAGUUAUGUAUAUAGAAUGUUGUCAAGUUACAUAUUCUAUAUUAUACCACAUUAAUAAUAACCAGACAUUGUGAAAUAGCUAAUAUUAGCUUGGCAUCAUUUUGGCCAUACAGUAAUUCCCUGUAAAGGACAUGAAGAAAGCUUGAGUUGAAUAAAUAAAUAAAUACAUAAAUAAAUAAAUAAAUUCCUAGAAACUACAUUAUAAGGAGGGGCUUAGCAUGACCCCUAAAGAUACAUGUAAAAUUCUUGUACAAAGAUGGAAAGAUAGGUGGAUCAGAUGAUGUUUAUACGUUUUCCCGUCUCAAUCAUAUAAGUUGACCUGUCUCUCUGGAAGGAUCCUGGAUCUUGAAAUUGGUGCUACUUGACCAGAUCACCCAUUUAUUCUCCCUCACUGGGAGUUUGGUGUUGUGGAAAUGCUUUGGUACUGAACCAGAUGGUCUUGUGUUCUAAUACUGGCUCAGCUACUCGCAGAUUGUGUAACUUCAAGCAAGCCUGCUUCACCCAUCUGAAUAUUUCCUAUCAGUAAAAAAAAAAAAAAGUAUAGUGAAGAGUACAUUUUCAUUUAUUAUUCUUUUUGUCUUUCAUUUCCAUGCAGUUGGAUGCUAAGACUAAUAUGUAAAAGCUACAUCUAAACUUGUAUUUCAGACACUCAGCUUUUGAUAACCCAUUCCCAGGACUGUUCAUUUUACUGUUUUUGACGCUAGUGGCCUUGAUUCUUGGUAUGUUCAAGUGACAUUUUAUUAUGCAUUUGUUGUUUUUUACAUACAUUUAUAAACUGGUGGUUACACAUAAA
Acinonyx jubatus (cheetah) is the source of this 3375-nucleotide messenger RNA. Its product is annotated as zinc finger protein 300. Bases 700 to 2406 code for a protein of 568 amino acids. The transcript has 7 exons. NCBI's taxonomy places the organism in Eukaryota, Metazoa, Chordata, Mammalia, Carnivora, Felidae. Gene Ontology annotation, molecular function: RNA polymerase II cis-regulatory region sequence-specific DNA binding; DNA-binding transcription factor activity, RNA polymerase II-specific. Gene Ontology annotation, cellular component: nucleus. Gene Ontology annotation, biological process: regulation of transcription by RNA polymerase II; central nervous system development. The record is from RefSeq and is a predicted model, not a curated record.